AUGUUGGACGCAGAAGUCAUCAUUGUCGGCGCUGGCCCUUCUAGCAUUGCGCUGUCGCAUACUUUGAAGCACAAACUGGGAUUAAAUGACUUCACCAUAUACGAGAAGAUGGAUGGACCGGGUGGUGUAUGGAGGUCAAACACAUAUCCUGGAGUAGGCUGCGACGUGCCCACAAUCUUGUACUCCUUCUCUUUCAACCUGAAUCCCAACUGGUCUAAGGAGCUAUGUGGAGGCUCGGAGAUCUUACAAUACAUGGAGUCCACCGUGGACAAAUUCGACUUGCGCAAGCACAUGCACUUCCGCAUUGAAUGUAUUUCUGCAAAUUGGAACGAAAAGGGGUUCUGGGAAGUCCACUUCCGAGAUCUUUUAACCAAUCACGAGUACACCAGAACCGCCAAGGUCUUCGUCUCAGCCGUGGGAGGUAUUUCCAAACCCCGAGACACCAAGUUCCCAGGAAUGGAAACCUUCCAGGGUGAGAUCUUCCAUACCGCCCGCUGGAGUCACAGCUAUGACUAUCGAGGCAAGCGGAUGGCCAUCAUAGGCAACGGAUGCAGUGCAGUGCAAGUGGUUCCUGAGGUCGCCAAAGACGUUGCAUUUGUCAAACAGUAUGCCCGCAGCGCGCAGUGGUAUCAUGAGCGUCCGAAUCGGAGUUUCACGGCGUUGGAAAAGUGGUGCUUCCGCUAUAUUCCUCUCCUGGAGCGCUUUAUCAGACUUCGUAUCUUCCUCGCCAGCGAUCGGAUGGUCGCAGCCUACGGGUCCACAGCGGAAGCUGAAAAUCUGCGAGCCAAAGCAGAAGUUCAUGCACGAGACUACAUAUACUCUACGGCGCCUGCGAAAUACCAUCAUUUCCUUGUUCCGGACUUUCCGCUAGGGUGCAAGCGUCGAAUCUUUGAUCCUGAUUAUUUGGAGACUCUUCACAACCCUAAGGUUGAGCUAGCGCCCUAUGGAAUCGAAUCAAUCGACCAGACAGGCAUUACUAGCACCGAUGGUGUGAGAACCGAGUUUGACGUUAUUGUUCUCGCAACAGGCUUUGAGGUCCAACAAUUCCUAGUGCCAAUGGAAGUCUACGGACGAAAUGGGCGCAGUCUCUUCCAGCAAUGGAAGGAGAAUCGAGGAGCCCAAGCUUACAUGGGCACCUAUGUACAUGGAUUCCCAAAUUUUGCAACCUUAUUUGGACCGAAUACCUUUCCAGCCCACAACUCCGUCCUCUUUGCAGCUGAGGUACAGGUCGCCUAUAUCGCCAGAACGUUGAUUGCCCCUUUGAUUGAUCGUCGCAUAUCAACACUGGAGGUGAAACAGACUGUCGAGGACCAGUGGGUGAAUGGUAUCCAUGCCCAGUUGCGAGGAGGAGUCUUCGAGGCUGGAUGUUCAAACUGGUAUAUUAACAGCAACGGUCGGAACUCUGCUUCGUGGCCCGGAUAUGCGUCGACAUUUUGGAAGCAGUCACUGCAGCCGCAGUGGAAUGUCUUUAUCAAGACGCCUCAUUCGCGAUGGUGGGUUCUGCAUCGGCUCAAACGCUUGGUUGUGACGACCAGCCCCCAAGUCUACGCCUUGUUGGGACUCAUUCUUUUGCUCAAUUCGCAGAACACCAUUGUGGCGAAUACAGUGAGCAACGUCCUUGGUGUUGCUAGAUAA
Molecule: messenger RNA, 1635 nt
Organism: Penicillium soppii
Lineage: Eukaryota; Fungi; Ascomycota; Eurotiomycetes; Eurotiales; Aspergillaceae
Product: flavin-containing monooxygenase
Exons: 6
Coding region: 1-1635 (544 amino acids)
Molecular function (GO): N,N-dimethylaniline monooxygenase activity; flavin adenine dinucleotide binding; NADP binding
Source: RefSeq, a predicted model, not a curated record